Molecule: messenger RNA, 7617 nt
Organism: Monosiga brevicollis MX1
Lineage: Eukaryota; Choanoflagellata; Craspedida; Salpingoecidae
Exons: 15
Coding region: 1-7617 (2538 amino acids)
Cellular component (GO): Golgi apparatus
Molecular function (GO): calcium ion binding; protein binding
Source: RefSeq, a predicted model, not a curated record
AUGGCCCUUUUGCGACUGGUUGAGGCGCUAGCCUUUUGCAUGAUAUGCCUUAUGGUGCCCGUGGCACGGGGCUAUUGUGAUUACCGGACCGUGGUCACCCUUGAGGCGAAUACUCCCGUGAUCGUCACCAGCAACAAUCGCUCCUACUACAGCACGUACAGCCCAAAACGCUCUUGCGAGUGGUUCAUCACCGCACCCCCGGGCCUGAUCGUGCAGAUCGAGCCGCUAACCUUUGACACAGAAUGCAGCUGGGAUUACGUCACCUUUUACGACGGCCCAAAUCACAGCAGCCCCGUGUUGGCGGCUGCUAGCGGCAACCAGUUUUCUGAAACUCUUCAUUCCACGAGCACGACGGCCGUGAUUCACUUUUACAGUGAUGCAAAUUAUGUUCGCCCGGGCUUUGAGCUUCAACUCUCCGCAGUCUCCCCCUCUGCCAGUAACCCCAGUCCCGCAUGCGCAGAUUGUGCGUGCGCCAAUGUUUCGGGGGUGGCCUGCCUUGUUCACUCGGCCAGCGAGCCCAACACCUGGUUUCGGGCGGCUCAGCUUCCGCCCAGUAACAUUGGUAUUGGUCCCCUUAAAGCUGCGGCUGCUCCAGUUUCCAAUGGGACCUACUUUUACGGUGGCUCUGAUCUCACCACCGUGAGCCACCAGCUUUUGUUCGUCGCCGAAGACCUCAGCAUCAACCGCUUGCCCAGCGCAAACCUGUCUCUCCCCGGAGCACGACGAUACAGCCAUGCCAUGGCACAACUGAACAGUGUUCUUGUUGCGCAUGGCGGAUACGAUGCGGUGACACCGUCAGCCACCUCGAUGCGCGAGGAUGCCAUCGCCUUUGAUCUGAACCGCCACGCGUGGAUCAGCCUGCCCAUCUUGGGCGCGCAAACAGGCGCUUUGGUCGGACACACCAUGACGUCCGUUGGUUACGGGCAGGCCAUCGUGAUUGGUGGCCGCGGCCUUGACAAGGUCUUCAACCCCUGGAUCUACCGCCUUGAACUGCAGGAUAACCACACCUUGACUUCCACCCGCCUCUUGCCGGCCGGCCAGACCCUCAACCUGCGUGUAUCAGAGCAUAGCGCAACCUGGUAUGAACCACAUGGCGUCAUUUACAUCUUUGGUGGAUAUCGCGAGACCGGUCCCAGCACAACCAGCAAAUCAAAUUUGCUCUACGGUUACAACGUGGAGCAAAACUACUUGUUCCUGGUGAAGCCUCGCAAUGCCUUUAUCCCAUCACCACGGGCCUUCCACAGGUAUUGCCGCACCCGCCCCCCGAGGCGCAGCGUCGGGUUCAUUCAACCGGCAAACACAGCGUUCAACCACACGUCUCACCACAUCAUGUUUGUGGCGGUCCUCGGCGCGGCAUACCGCCCCUUGCUCUGCAGUGCGGUGCUGAUGGGAUACGCCAUCGUUUUUCAUGGCGGUCAAAUUCACUCUCACAAUCAAGACGAGACGUGUUAUGCCGAUGACGUUCUUGUUUUCCACCUUGAUUGCCAAACCUAUGAGGAGCUCAUCUUCAGUGCGGACGGGCGCGAAGGAAGUCGGUUUGCACACAACCUCAUGGCUGCAGGUAGCCACCUUGUGGCCGUUGGUGGUUUUCGCGGCAUUGCCGUUCAAGAUAUGCUUACGGUCAUGCCAGAGCUGUCUCAGUGUGCUCCGCAAGAACCAAGCACGUGCGUGGCCACGCCUGACUGUCAACUUUGCGUGAGUCCCAUUCCCACCACAACUACCACGGUAACCACGACCCCAGCGCCCACAACUACGCCCGAUGAGUCCACCGCGACGACGCUGUUUGCCAAUUCUUCCUCAACCGCGUUGAGCACUUCCUCUUCGGAGCUCUUCUCCACCUCCACCCCGACAACCAUGGCCAUGACGACCACGCCCACCCCAAGCAACUUUGUGUGCAUCGAGGCUGGUGAGCUACCCAGCGCCGCUGGUGCUGAAUGCUAUGAUUCCCUUUGCCUGGCGGCGUGUACCGCUCGGACCACUUGUGGCGAUUGCACGGCGCAGGCUUCCUGCGUCUGGCGAGGUUCGACCUCAAAGUGUUUGAGCGUGGCGCAAGCUGGUACUUUGACGGCUGAUGAUGCACGCAAUGCCACGCAAUGCAUACGCACGGUGGCCACCGCCACGGGUGUGCUCGAGUUGUCCUUUGGAACCACCAUCCUCGGCAGCAUUUGGUCCAACUACGAAGCCAUGGCCCUAUUGCCGAGCAUCACAGCUGAUGCAGCACAGACGGCACCAGGACUUGUGUAUGCAGCCUCUUUUUCUCUCGCAACCGCUACAAAUGUCACCCUUGCAUCCCGUUUUCAUGCGGGGGGCACCUUUCGCAUUUACGCGGACAGCCUAUCUUGGCUGGCUUUGUCAGCCUCCAAUCUCAACAACGCACUGCACCCGCCCACCAAGUUGCCGACUGCCAGCACCAUUUACACCCAAACCUCGCUUGCAGCGGGAAGCUACAAGAUGUUAAUUGUCUUGACCACAGACGAGUUGACGCCAGCCUCGGCCUGCUGCUUUGCAGAUUCCUUUGGCAACAGCAACUGUGGCUGGUGUGAAUCCACGGGAACCUGCUUUGACUUUGGUCCCUACACGGCGAGCCAGGCUUUUGGGCAGUGUAGCAGUUGGGACUAUGGCUACAGUGCUGCGCCUUGCGGUGGCUGCCAGCAGCAUGCAACCUGUGACGCAUGUAUGAAAGGGUUUGGCUGUGGCUGGCUGGGCAACGAGACGGAGUUUGGUGCUUGUCGCGCCGGCGAUGUGACGGCCGUAGCAGAAGAUAUAGAGGCAGACGUGGGUGAGGAUUGGUUCUACACGGGCUGUCCACCGGAGAAUGAGUGCCUAAUGAAUACAUCAGACUGUUCGACGCACGCCGUGUGCGUGGACGAGGAGCUGGGUUACAGCUGUCCAUGUGAAGCGGGGUACGACGUGGAUCACAGCCAGGAUAGCCGAUAUUUUGGGCGCAGCUCGAAUCCCUGCCUACCACAGUGCGACACUGUCACCUGCGUGCACGGCUCGUGCGCUGCCCCAGAGACAUGCGGUUGUGAUCUGGGCUGGACGGGUACCAACUGCACGCUAGACUGUGGUUGCAACUUUAAUGGGGUCUGCACUGGCAAUGUCGAAGCGCCAUGUGAGUGCGAGCGCAACACCAUGGGCACGCGCUGCGACACCUGCCUGCCCGGCUAUUUUGGCAAUGCCACGGCUGAGGGGUGCCAACCGUGUGACUGCAACGGCCAUGGCGAUCCGCGUUUUGAUCUGUGCGAUCCCAACACCGGCGUCUGCUACUGUCGUCACUACACGCAGGGCGAUCACUGCAACCAGUGCAUGAAUGGGUUCUAUGGUGAGCCGAGCAACGGGGGAGUAUGCUACUCUGCGUGUGGGCAUGGUGCAACCACGUCGAGCGAGCAGCGUGUUGAGCUGACUGAACACUUUGGCGGGUUCGGAACUCAGCGAUACGGGGGUAGCGCGGGUCACGCCGACGACCUCAACUGCAUCUGGGCCAUUCGUGCAGGCAGCGCAACAGCACGCGUUACCUUUUUCUUGAGCGACUUUGAGACGGAGUGCAGCUUUGACUAUGUUCACAUUUUUGAAGGAAGCGAGCUGCCCUCUCCCCAAUCUGCAGGCUCGCGACUGCUGGCCGCACUGUCGGGCAGCCAGCCCAUGCGCUCGUUCACCACCACCAGCGGCUACCUGCUGGCUGUCUUUUAUGCCGAUAACAACUAUGGCGAGCGUGGCUUCAACAUCAGUUACAGCAUCCAACCGACUGAGCCUGAGUGGGUGGCGUGUCCCAAUGACUGUGGCGCACGGGGGCCAUGCCUCAAUGGUACCUGCUUGUGUCGACCGGGUUGGACUGGUGAUGACUGUUCGCGCGUCGACUGCCGCGUGCAGGAUGCCGCCUGCUCGGGACGAGGCACCUGCGGCGAGGCGGAUGGCCACUGUGACUGCGAGGUGGGCUACAGCGGUGACCUUUGCCAAGACGUCACAGCUUACGCGUGGCAAGACUUGACAACAGAUUCCUUACCACCGCUGUCUGGGCACUCGGUCACGCUCUAUCAGAGCUCGCGCCUGUACCUUUUUGGUGGCUAUGACCUGGACACGUAUCACAGCGACGUGUAUGUGUACAUCUUGGGCAACCCGCGCUGGGUCCGGGAGAACGUUGAUACCUCUGGUGGCCAACCGGCGGGGCGGCACCUGCACACGGCCGUCAUGCGCACCUCCGGAGGAGUGCCCGCACUGACAAUCUUUGGCGGUGCAGUGGGUAAUGGCCAGGUCACAAAUGAUGUGUGGACGUGGAAUCUGCAGACCAAAAUCUGGACGAACCGCACAACAACGGGUGCCAUACCUCAGCCUGUAGCUGGGCACUGCUCCGCACUGGUCGGCAACCUUAUGUACGUGUACGGCGGCGCAAGCGACGCAAUGGGCCUGCACGGUAUGUUGUACACCCUGAACCUGGACACGUGGGUCUGGUCGCGGCCAUCCAGCUCCCCGGUGGUGCACCCGCCGGCUGUCUUUGGUGCCACACUGACAUAUGACAGCGUCAACCUACGCCUGUUGCUGAGUGGAGGCCAAGAGGAGUCAGUGCUGCGUACCACAAACAGCUUUUAUCACAGCUUGACACGCUCCAGCAACUUUUUUGAGUGGUCGCUCCGCGGUGGUCAGACGGGUUGGCAUGCGUUAUCGCGCAGUGCGCCUUUUUGCAGCCCUUCCACUGACUGCCUGGCCCGAUCGGGCCAUGCUACGUUCAUUCACGAGGACUUGAUGUACAACUUUGGUGGGAACACCUUUGAACACAACGUCGACACGGGGUGUCAAACGGACGACCUCCAAGCCUACCAUUUGGAAUGCGAUGCAUGGAUUCCCCUGCCGACCGAGCUCAACGGCCGCACCAGCGAUGGGCUGGGCCGCGUGUUCCACCGCGUGGUCGCCUUGAAUGAGCAGGCAUACGGCGUGGGUGGGUUUACCGGUGCUCCCUCGCGCUGGACGGCUGCACGGACCUUGUACAGUGCAAGCGAAUUGUGUCCACUGUACACGGACCGUAGCACGUGCAUGGAUAAUUUUAACUGUGCUUGGAACGCGACGGCCGCGACCUGUGACCCUUUGCCCGCUGCCAACUGUUCACGAGCGGCUUUGAGCUGCUCCGCUCGGCCUUCGUUUGUCCUCACCACCUAUCAGUUCUGCACGGCUUGCCUGGAGGAUGAUGGGUGUCACUUUUGCGUGUCCAGCAGUGGGAUUUUCUCGUGCUCGUCUUCCGCGUGCAGCGCUUCAGCCACCACGGUGAGCCGGGAGCACCCGUACUGUAGCUCAUGUCGCGGCUAUUCUUCGUGCUUUGACUGUGCAAGCAACGGGUGCGUGUGGAGCCCCGAGGUGUCCCUGUGCACGGAUUCCGCCUAUGGCUCUUCAACAGCCGUGACAACGACGGCAGAGUGUCCGGCCAUGUGCGACUACGACUCGUGUGGUGACUGCGAGGCUGCCAGCGGUUGCUUGUGGUGUGAGGGUGAAGGUCGUUGCUUGAAUGACUUGAGCUAUGUGGCAGAGCAAUCACUCGGCCAGUGCUUUCGGUAUGGCGACUUGAAUGGCAACGCAUGUCGGAAUACCGAGUGCGCUGACUACGGCGACUGCGACUCGUGCCUUGACGACAUUCGGUGUGGCUGGUGCGCGGCCAACGCAUCAGUUGGCGUGUGCAGCGCGGGGGCACCGGGAGGUGCCGCCGAAGCACCACCAGCGACAGGCACGACCACGACAACGCCGCCGACGCCUGUGGCUUCAACUGCACCGGGGCUCAGUACGACACCAGCUGACGUGGCAUGGGGCAGUGCCACCGACGUGGAGGCCACGUGUGGCAUGCUGGACGUCUUUACGCUGCCCGUACCUGUGCCUGAGUUUGAGGCCCAAGCCACCGGGGCUGGUGGCGCGGGCAGAAACGGGACCGGCUGGUAUUUCUUCCAUUGCGCUGACGUGGACGAGUGUGCGCUCAACACGUCGGCAUGCCGCGCUCCCAGCGUGUGUGUUAACGAGGAUCCGGCAGUGGUCAUUGGCUCAAUGGGGUAUCGGUGUGAAUGCCCGGCCAACUACACGACCUCAGCGGAUCGCCUCGGCUGUGAGGCCGUGUGCGAAACCAACGGGUGCGUGUACGGUGACUGUGUGGCUCCCGAUACGUGCCGCUGUCAUGCGGGGUGGUACGGGGUCAAUUGCAGCCAGGACUGCGGCUGCAAUGGACACUGCACCUGCACCUCACCCACCAAUCGGUCGGCGUGUCUGGACAACACGGUGGGUGAUACGUGUGACGAGUGCAUGGAGGGCUUUCACGGCACACCCACCAAUAAUGGCACAUGCGAGGCCUGUAGCUCCGUCUGUAACGGGCAGUCGACAACGUGCCGCACAUCGGUGGUGGCUGGUGCGGCCGUGUGCCAGGACUGUGCGUAUCCCACCACGGGGUCGUACUGUGAAGAAUGUAUGAGCGGUUUCUUCAUCGAUCCCGACAUUUUGGUGGCGGCACAUGCCGCAGACAUGGAUCCUACUGAAUAUGUGCUCAGCAACGCAUCGGUACCCAUGAGCUGCGUACCGUGCGACUGCAACGGGCACGCUUCGACGUGUGAUGCCGUUGACGGCACCGACUGUCCGUGUGCGGACAACACGGAAACCGACUUGACGGACUGUGAUGAGGACAGCUACGGGAGCUGCUGGCAUGUGCAGUGUGCGUCGUGUGUGAGCUAUAUUUCCGUUGGUGAUGUCACCUUGACGUUGAACGGCGACCCCACAGAUGGACGUUUUUGCUACACGCUACCUAGUUCGGGCAUGGUGACGUCAGUCCGCCUACCGGCACAGACGAUGCUGCAGUUUGCCGUCAUCCCCACCUUUACCAACGUUGACAUUCGUGUGGUGGUGGACAAGGACGUAGCGGAUCCAGGCAACCUGGAGGUGAGGAUCUUUGAUACCAUCAAUGUAUCGACGGGCAACGUGACGUACAAGACAUACGUGCCGUUGGAUGGCAUGGCGAGCGGGGUGCGACGAGCGACGGCAAGAGCGGCCCCACCCGCGUCCUCACCGGUGCUGGAUGGGACGGUUCGCGACCGCCACACGUUCAUCUUGGGCAGCAAGCAGCACGAUUUUCAGCAGGAGCGCUUCUAUGUGUUUGUCAUCAACCCGGAGACUGCGUCGGCCAUCGAUGUGCAGUUUUUCUAUGUGCAGCCCGUGGUCUCGAUCAAUCUGUUUGUGUUCUUCAGUGUGUUCUUCAGCGCCUUUUACCUGUUCCUGGCAGCCCUCGUGAUUGUGGCAUACUUUAAGCGUCGCGUGGACGAGCGCCGCGUUCAGCAGCAGGAGCAAGUUCAGAUGGAGGAACUGGCGAAUCGACCCAUGGCGGCAGUGAGUCUGCUUUUGGAGCCGCCCGUGGUCAGUGGUACGGCUGCCAUUCGAGUCGUUGAGGCCAUCUCUCGGAAAAAGUUGCUUUGCGGUCCAAUUGCGAUCCAGCCCCUAAGAAGUCAUGGUGGCAAGGACCGCAUUACGACGUACCUAGUGGAGCUGCCUUCUGAUUCGCACCAUCGUAGCUUGGUCCUGGGUGUUACACGGGAUUCGACAGAGCCACCCGCGGCGGGCGGCAAGCGGCGGCGCCGCAUGAUUGCCACAACCGCCGUCUAA